This is a messenger RNA of Asterias rubens (European starfish), 2567 nucleotides long. RefSeq names its product mitochondrial calcium uniporter regulator 1-like. The coding region runs from base 116 to 832 and encodes 238 amino acids. NCBI's taxonomy places the organism in Eukaryota, Metazoa, Echinodermata, Asteroidea, Forcipulatida, Asteriidae. The transcript is spliced from 8 exons. The record is from RefSeq and is a predicted model, not a curated record. Gene Ontology annotation, cellular component: mitochondrion.
GGCAGGUAGUGCUACACUGUAAUGUAAAUUCAUAACAUAGCAGCUUUUCCACUUCUAUCUAAGGAAAUUACAGCUCAGUUUGUCUCCAGUUUUGACUUGAGUAUUUAUUGUUAAAAUGGCGAGCUGUAAUCCAGUUGUGUUGAGGCAUUGUCUCAGUCCUUUCUCUUCCAACUUGCGGGUUAGUUUAGCAAAAGUGCAUAGGAUUUCUCGAGAUCGUCCCGUAAGCACAUUGAGAUCAUUCUGUGGAUCUGCAACUGCCAGCAAAAACCUUGACAUUGUGACUAAAGAUAAGGUUUUCAUUGACACCAAUGGCCUGGCAAACACACUGGAAGAAAGUGGGUUCCCAAGACAGCAAGCUGAAUGUGUGACAUCUAUUUUGCUUGGUGUAUUCAGCAAGAAUGCAGAGCUGACGUCCAAAGAGACAAUUUCAAAAGAACAGCUGGAAAUCAGCAUUCAGAACGUGAUGUCGCACAUCUCGGCAAUCAAGAAGGACAUGGUCAUUCUGGAGAGAAGUGAAUUCUCUGCACUCAGAGCUGAGAAUGAGAGAUUGGAAAACAAAGUCAAGCAGUUGGCAAAACAGCUUCAGGAUGAGAUCACAAAUCUAAGCAACAAAGUGUUAUUGGACAUCAACCUGGAAAAGAGCAGAGUAAAGGAAGAGGCUAAUGCACAAAAGAUGCUCAUAGAAACCAACAAAAACCUCAUAACAACUGAAGUAGCCAACAUCUUCUCCAAGUUAGAGGCAACGAAGAACGACAUAUUCAGAUAUUUUGCAGCCACAAUUCUUGGUUGUUUGACGAUAGGAUUGGGUUUCUACAGAAUCAUUGCAAAAUGACGACAUUCACAUCUACUUCCAAGUUUCCCAAACAAAGUCUGUCUUUGCCCGGUAAAAUUAUCUUACGAUGUUUUACUCAUUAUUAUUUUUUUGUUUUUCUUCUUAUAAAUGAUUGUAUCACAAACUUUAAUUAUGCCGAAAUCGAAACUGAAAUUUGUUUUUAAGAAUCUGAAAUUCAUGUCUUUGGUUUGGCAUGUUGAAACUUUUAAUUUAAGUCAUUACCCCCUCUUUUGUCUGACCAUUGAAUAUAAUCACUGCAGCUGUUGAUAAUGUACGACAAAACAAUCCCCUUCAAAGGGAUUUUGGUGUUAGACAAAAGUAUUCCAAAAUAUUUCAAUCUGAGAAACAAUUCUCAGAUUGUGUGUUGCAAUUAUGGAUUAUUCUUCCUGUGUGGUCUUUAACCACUCCAGAUAUAACGCAAUAUAUAAAAAACACUAAAACCUUCAACACACAAUUUUCACAGGUUAGUUUUGUUGCGUUUAUCUACAGUUAUGUAGGAUUAAAGCUAUAUAGCAUUUCCAAAACCAAGGGUAAACUUUGCUUUUAAAUGAUUGAUUAGCUCAAAAACAAAUGUUAUCACAGUGGCAGGGUUAAACAACUAAGCCUGUUUAAAUAGUCUCAAAUAAAAUCAACCUUGGGUUCUGAACAAAGGAGAGUGAAAUGUUGGAAAGUUUGGGGUAAAGAAUAAGAAAGACUGAUGCAUAUCCUGUGUGAAUUGAAUGGCGGAUCUGGUUUCCAUGGUUUAAGUUAGAAUGAUGUAGCGUUAGAAUUAUCAAUCAAACUCCGCCCACUUUGAAGAGAUGAGUAACAAUGCAUCGGUGUUUACAAUGUCACCCUGUAGGCUCAAGUCAUGUACAUUGCAACUCCACAUAUACAUUCAGAGAGGCAAAAUCAGUUUAUUGGUACAGUCUUUCAUCAUAAUAAUAGUGGCUUCUUAUAUAGCACUCAGCUCCGUCACCAAGUGAUGCUCAUGAUGCUUCAACAUUAUUACAGAAGUAACACAAUCAAACAAAACACCCAGUUGGACUUGGGUGGGUUCAGGUUAUUAUUAUUAUUAUUAUAUGGUAAUGAAACCAAAGAAAGCCUCAGAUUUGAACUUAGUAACUGUAUGUAGCUCGCAAGCCUGGAUGAGGAAACCUGUAAACAAGAGUGCUUGCCAUGUGAACCAGAAACACCAGGGUUAACCCCUACUCUUCCAUGAUAAAUGUUCUGGGUUCUUUUACCUGCACUACCAAUCCUAGUAUACAGGACCUGCGGCUUAAUCUCCAAUCCAGAGGACAAAGCAAUUAUGGUAAAGCACCCUAGCCUCGAAUCAAACAAACACCAGAGCACGAGUCCACUGUUCUUAACAGCUAUUUUUUUAACACGCCUAAAUGUGUUACUAAUAAAGAAGGCCACUACAUACGAUAACUAUACACUGCAGAAGGGGUUUCUUGCCAUGUUUUAAAGUUCAUGGAGAACUUAAAAAGACUCUAAAUACAAGUACUACUAGAUUCAAAGGCUUGGGUUAAGGAAGGCUGUACAAAUUAUGAUCAAAAUAAGCAUGAUAAGCCCACAUUCGGCAAGUUCUUUCAAAGAUUCAUCUUCUCGAUUAUAGUGGAUAAACUUGUUCAAGUUAAGAAAUAUUUUAUACAUUUGUAAUUUAUUUUAUUUAUCAUUCUUUUUUGGAAAGGCAACUUAUUGCAGGCUUGUUUAUUAUAUAUUCUUUGAUUUUUCAUUAAAAAUGAAAGCAAUA